This is a messenger RNA of Tribolium madens (black flour beetle), 2426 nucleotides long. RefSeq names its product dynein regulatory complex protein 1. Bases 35 to 2392 code for a protein of 785 amino acids. The record is from RefSeq and is a predicted model, not a curated record. Lineage: Eukaryota; Metazoa; Arthropoda; Insecta; Coleoptera; Tenebrionidae. Gene Ontology annotation, biological process: axonemal dynein complex assembly; regulation of cilium movement; cilium-dependent cell motility. The transcript is spliced from 8 exons. Gene Ontology annotation, cellular component: axoneme; axonemal dynein complex.
CUUGCUGUCAUUUUAUUUGAUCAAUAAUAGAAAAAUGGAGGAAGAAAUCACCGAUGAUGAGAAUUACGAACCGCAAGUCUUUUCGCGGAACCCCACCGAACGCAUUGCUGCCCGCCGCCUCCGCAUCCAGCGCCGUGUGGAGGCCCUGCACAAGGCGAAAGAGGCGCAAGAGGCGGCAAAACUCAACGUCACCCUCGAGCCGGAGGUGACCAAGACGCCCAUUGAGGGCCAGAUCGAGAAAAGCUUGGAGCUUUUGGAGAAACUGAUCCUCGAAGGGGACGAGUAUGUGAGCAAUGUGAGGGUGGCGACGGAGGCCCGCGAGGCUGAUCGACGUGAACGCGAGGGAAUCGGCAAGGAGAAGCUCCUGAAGGAGUUGGAGGAGGAGGCCGAGGCGGCGGCGAGCAUGUUCGAGGAGAUUGCCAAUAAAUGGGGCGGGAUUUUGAAGUACAAUGACCCGUUGCACAUCAGCGAGGAUAUACAAAAUCAGAAGGAGAAGUGCGACGAGCUUAUCAGACAGAAAGACAAUCUGAUUGCUGAACUGAAAGAGAAAAUUAGAAAGGCGGAAAUCAAUUUUGCGAUUGAUCAGAGAAAACAGAUCGAGGAUGUCAAUUCGAUAGCCCACAGAAUCGAAAACCAGAUAAUUGUAAUGAGGAAAGCUUAUCGUCAGGAGUUGCAAAUGAUCGAAGAGGUCAUCCUCGCCGAGCGCCAGAUCCUCAUCGAGGCCAAUAACAAGAAAUGGGAGGAAUUAUACAAGAAGCGAGACCAGGAGGAAAAAGCCAAUUCCGAGCUCAAAUCCGAAGAUUAUUGGAGUUUUGUUAAAGAAAUGGACAAUUUGCAACGUGAUUUUCAGGAAUUGUAUCGUGAAACCACAAUUAAACUUGAGAAUGAUUGUGAUGAGCUUCAACGUGAAAUGGAAAGAAUUAAAACAGAUGCGGUUAUGAAUAGUGAAAAGCUCGAUUACAAUUAUCAGAUUUUGAAAAAACGCGAAGAUGAAAAUUUGAUAAUACGAUCGCAACAAAAACGUCGAAUAAAUAAACUCCAAGAUGUUAUAAAUAAUUUACGUAAGAAAAAUAACGCUUAUCAAACACAAACAAGUCAACAAAUUGAUAAAUUAACAAUCGAAUUGAGGAAACUAACACAGAAUAUUCUCGAUAUUGAGCAAAAAGCUGAUCAUAUUGCUCAAGUAAAUGACGAGAAAUUUAAAAAAAUCUGGAGUAUGAACAAACAACGAGCUGAUCAACUCUUUAAACGUAUCCUCGACAUCGAUAAAACUCUUCACGAGCAACAAUUGGGUCUAAUUUGGGACCCUCCUCAUCACAAAUUACCCACAAAAAACGAAUUAGAGAGUUACAAAACUGCUCUAAAUCUUCUUAGUGUUAGAAAAUUUAAAAGCAAAAGUGUGAUUAGUGCACCAGAAGGCGCUCCAAUCGAACCCGAAAAUGUACAAAUCGAAACAAUUGAAGAAAAUCAAAAUUAUAAAAAAACACUAAGACAUAUUUUGAAUUUGGUCGGUGAUAAAAUGGGUUUUUUGAUCGAAGAUGAACUAUUUGCGAUCUUAGAACCGUAUUUGGAACAAGAACAGACGCUGGUAAAGGUCGACAAUGUUUUUGCGGCGCUUAACAUCAGUGAACGUAGCGAUAUUGACCUCCUUCUUGAAUUCUUCCUCCCAUAUAUGUUUUGUCCUAUAUGUAACACAAUUUCUGAAAAACCGGUUAACCUUGAGGAUGAAAGCUUGAUGAACGUUCAUGAAAUGGAUCCUUUGAACGUCUCUGAACUCACUGACAAUACUGACAGUCGAAGUAAAUUGAGUGAAACAAUUGCCACCGAUUUAACAUUGAGAGAAUAUGUGGGGGCUGAGCGUGAAGGGGGUAGUAAUAUCGAUGUGGGGCCCUUAUCGGUGACCCUUUACGAUGAUAAUUUGAAAGGGGAGUGUAAAGGGCCUGAAUUGGGUGAACGCGAUACUAAGGACCAGGAUAGUAAGGGGUCCUUCGGUGAGGCUGAUAAUAAAUCAAAUGUGCCAUGUCAGUACCAGCACCCUCUUGUGAUAAGCUCGAUUUAUGUUUUGAAAGCUUUGAGGGAGUUUUUGGGAAAAUAUCACGUCAAAAAAGCCGGAAUGCCAACAAUGACAGCAAGAUUGGCUUUUAAACGAAGUACUGUGUCUCGAUUGGUGGUACAGGAGGAUAUUGAGAGUUAUUGGACUAAAUAUACGACGCUUUUUCCUAAAGAAAGAGAGCAGUUGUGGGAUAGUCUUCUAGCGGGGCUUAAAAGAUAUCACGAAUUGUUGAAAGUUCGGAAACUCACAAGUGAAGAAGUGGUGAAAUUGAGGAAACAAAACUCGGAAUUGAGACGAGUUUUUGCAAAUUAUAUCGACAAAGACGACAUUCCUUACUGAUUUAUUACUUUAGUAAAUAAAAAACUCACAAAAA